UGAAAGGGGAGGAGGACUGACUGUGCCAGUUGGACGGGGUAAAAGCUGGUUAGCGAGUGCGCAGGCUCCUCUUGGAGCUGUUACACACAGUAGGAAGCGAGAGGUUGCAGAGAGUGGAACCGCUCCCGGGGAAUGAACAGCGUCAGUAACAGCAGCAGCAGCAGCAGCAGCUCGGCGCAGCUCCCCAGCUCCAACCCCACACACACACACACACACACACUCCGCCACUCCAGACCCAGCUCAGCUCUCCUUACAAAUGACCUCCUCCUUCUGUGAAAGAUGGCAAACGGCUUCCCCAAACCUUUAGACACGCUGUACAGAGAGAGGCUACUCGCGGCUGUAUAUUCCGGGGUUUUCUAUUUGCAAACCUUGCUGUGGAUUGUUUGUUUCGUCUGUGGCGAAGAACACCCGUUCAGCGUGGAGAUAUGGUUGCAGAAGUACGGCUACCUUCAAGCUAGUGGACCCAGAAUGUCAGUAUUGCGUUCUUCACAGUCCAUGCACACAGCUGUAGCUGCUAUGCAGCAAUUCUAUGGAAUUAAAGUUACGGGGACUUUGGAUGAAAACACAAUAGACAAUAUCACAUUGAGUUGGAUGAAGAGACCUCGAUGUGGUGUGCCUGACCAGUUGGGCAGCAACGUUAGAUUUAACAUUAGACAGAAGCGGUACGCAUUAACGGGCCAGAAGUGGCAUCACAAACACAUCACUUACAGCAUCAAGAACUUCACCCCUAAAGUAGGGAAGAUGGAAACACACAGAGCGAUUCGGCGAGCCUUUGACGUGUGGCAGAACGUAACUCCGCUGACCUUUGAAGAAAUCGCCUACGACGAGCUGGGGAACAAGAAAAGGGACGUGGACAUUACAAUUAUUUUUGCGUCUGGCUUCCAUGGCGAUAGCUCGCCCUUUGAUGGAGAAGGUGGCUUCCUUGCACAUGCUUAUUUCCCGGGGCCUGGCAUUGGCGGGGACACUCACUUCGACUCCGACGAGCCUUGGACGCUAGGAAACCCGAAUCACGACGGUAAGAAUCUGUUUCUCAUAUUUAAUCUGCAGAAUUUGUUGAGUUUCCACAUGCAUGCACAGGCUUAUUAUACCCAGUAUUGA
This is a messenger RNA of Amblyraja radiata (thorny skate), 1098 nucleotides long. RefSeq names its product matrix metalloproteinase-16. The record is from RefSeq and is a predicted model, not a curated record. Gene Ontology annotation, cellular component: plasma membrane; extracellular matrix. Bases 280 to 1098 code for a protein of 272 amino acids. NCBI's taxonomy places the organism in Eukaryota, Metazoa, Chordata, Chondrichthyes, Rajiformes, Rajidae. Gene Ontology annotation, molecular function: metalloendopeptidase activity; zinc ion binding. The transcript is spliced from 5 exons. Gene Ontology annotation, biological process: collagen catabolic process; skeletal system development; proteolysis.